AAAUAGACAAAAUUACACGUGUUAAGUGACUAGUCUAUGUAACCGACCAAUUUUAAUUUUUUUUAAAAAUAAAGUGGCACUUAAAUUCUAGAGACUUUUCAGUCUACUGUUUAGUGAUAGAAAAUCUUUUUAACUUUGCAAUCAAAUCCGACAUGAGCAGUAGCAUGCUUAACUUGUAAGAGAGAGAGAGAGCAAUUCCACAUUCUGAGUGAUUCAGGACGCAGAGAGCCCUAAAAAGGAGAACUUGAAGGCAAGGCCAAGGCAGAGUCAAUCAGCUACUGUUACAAGGAGCAGGAUUGAGUUGAGACAAUAUUUUAUAGUAUUUGAGAUGGAGGAAGUGAUAGGACCCAGAUUGUACUGUUGCUCUAAUUGUAGAAACCAUGUUGCCCUUCACGAUGAUGUGAUUUCAAAGGCCUUCCAGGGAAAAAGUGGACGAGCUUUUCUGUUUUCUCAUGCAAUGAACGUUACUGUAGGACCAAAAGAAGACAGAGAACUAAUGACGGGUCUCCACACUGUUGCUGAUGUCUACUGUUCUGACUGCCAUGAGGUGCUUGGCUGGAAGUAUGAGAGAGCCUACGAGGAAUCACAGAAGUACAAGGAAGGCAAAUAUGUACUUGAGAAGGCUAAAAUUGCCAGGGAAAAUUGGUAGUGCUUCUUAUUGUGUGUUGCUGCAUAGCAUGUAUUCUAUUAUUCUACAUGUUCAUUUCACCAUUCUACAACGGUGUAUUCAUAUUCUGGUUAUUUGCUAUGUAUUCUCUUAUCAAUUUCUGUGUGGAUA
Messenger RNA from Glycine soja, 778 nucleotides. Its product is annotated as protein yippee-like At4g27745. Bases 329 to 649 code for a protein of 106 amino acids. The transcript is spliced from 3 exons. NCBI's taxonomy places the organism in Eukaryota, Viridiplantae, Streptophyta, Magnoliopsida, Fabales, Fabaceae. The record is from RefSeq and is a predicted model, not a curated record.